This is a messenger RNA of Glossina fuscipes, 1421 nucleotides long. Its product is annotated as transmembrane protein 115. The transcript has 3 exons. The record is from RefSeq and is a predicted model, not a curated record. Gene Ontology annotation, cellular component: Golgi apparatus; membrane. Gene Ontology annotation, biological process: retrograde vesicle-mediated transport, Golgi to endoplasmic reticulum. Lineage: Eukaryota; Metazoa; Arthropoda; Insecta; Diptera; Glossinidae. Bases 1 to 1341 code for a protein of 446 amino acids.
AUGUCGGCUACAACUCAUAUCCUAAACAGGAAUAUGCCCUACUUGAAGCAACAAUUUUCAGCUCUACUACGUAAUACCUCACCGGUAAUCACAUUGAUCUGCUUAGUCACGGCUGUCGGCUAUUUACUAUCAUUCAGCGAGACAGCAGUUUUAUAUUUAACAGUAACGCCUGGUUAUAUAUUACCCAACACAGAAUUUUGGGUUUGGACUGCCUUUACAUUUUGUUUUAUGGAAUUGCAUUGGUGGGAAGUAUUGGUCGAUGUGAUAACUGUCGGCUUGUGCGGUAAAAUGAUAGAACCUCUGUGGGGUCAAAUGGAAAUGUUUAAAUUUUUUGCGUUAAGCAAUAUCGGUGUGUCUAUAUUGACGACAAUGUAUUAUUUAUUUAAUUAUAUGAUUACUAAAGACCCAUUAAUCUUAUUCGAUGUACAUAUACACGGCCUCGCUGGCUACGUGGCAGGGAUAUGUGUAGCAGUACGUCAAAUUAUGCCGGAUCAUUUAAUUUUCAAGACACGUUAUGGCAAGUUAACAAAUAGAAACGUUCCGUUAACUGUCCUUAUAUUGUCUAUUGUAUUUUGGGUUAUAAAACUGUUGGAUGGCACUUACCCAGCGAUGUUUGCAUCGGGUCUGCUUGUUUCAUGGGUAUACUUACGCUUUUAUCAGCAUCAUCCUAACGGUCGAGGCGAUAGCUCUGAUAGCUUUACAUUCGCCAGUUUUUUUCCCAGUGUAACACAACCUGUUAUCAGUAUUCUAGUGAAUCCGAUUUACAUGUGUUGUUUAAAAAUGAGUAUAGUAAAACCUCCAGCUCCUCCUCGUAUAUCUUCAGCAGCCUGCUUAAUGUCAAUUUCUGUUUCAAUGCCAGGAGUAGAUCCUCACGACAUAGAAAGACGAAGGCAAAUUGCUUUGAAAGCCCUAAGUGAACGUUUAAAAUCUACCGAAAACUCCCGACAUAAUCAAUUGCCAAAGUCAUUUCCGACAGUAGCCGGUCAACAUCACCAACCACCGCAUAAACAUCAUGGACAGCACCAACAUCAUCAUCAUCAGCAUCUUCAAAGUCACAGUCAUAGUCAUGGCCACUCCCACGACCACCCCAUCGGUGGUGGUCAUAGUGACGUGAAUACUCCUGCUUUCCUCACGAAAUCUGCUAGCACAAUACCCGCGCAGCCUAUAACUACGGCUCGCACAGAGCCGCGUAUGAUCAGCACAAUGAGUCCCAUAGCUAUACCCAUGCCUGCGCCACCUCCCAAAGCAAUAGCUAAUCAAAAUGCAAUAAUAGCCACUGAUGAACACAUGGACAUUCGUGAUAAAGCGUUACUAAUUGAUAUGGAUUCUAAUAGUCAGUAAACUUAAAAGAAAAAAAAACACUAAACAAAGUUAUACAGAAUGCAAAAAAAUAAUUGGUAAAUUAAAACUAACUACUUUCA